GAAACUAGAAAGGGUUUUAAUGGCGAGCUUCGACCUGAAGACGAUAGUCAAGGACAAGAGAUUCUGGGCAGCUUCCUUCCUCAUCGCCUGGGCUGCUGGUCUCCAGGGGCACAUGAUGUGGCUGCAGAGGCAAGAUUCAUUUAAGCAAAAGUUCGGAACGAUCGACGAAGAAGACCAGAAAUGAUUCAGCCAUUUAGCUGUUUUUUUUUUUUGUGAGUAUUGUGAGGAUGAUUUGAGAUUUUUUUUUUUUUUUUAAUAUUUCAUCAAAUGUCAUAUGGUUAAGUAAACAUAAGUUGUCUUCUUCAUACUGGCAAUUAGUUUGUGCUUUGGGCAAGACUCCUAAUUGAAUGUGGUCUCUAUGUAAUUUUAAGACCAAGUUUCAAGAACUCGCUUGUUUAA
This is a messenger RNA of Brassica rapa (field mustard), 399 nucleotides long. RefSeq lists its product as uncharacterized. NCBI's taxonomy places the organism in Eukaryota, Viridiplantae, Streptophyta, Magnoliopsida, Brassicales, Brassicaceae. The record is from RefSeq and is a predicted model, not a curated record.